Molecule: messenger RNA, 1818 nt
Organism: Macaca mulatta (Rhesus monkey)
Lineage: Eukaryota; Metazoa; Chordata; Mammalia; Primates; Cercopithecidae
Source: RefSeq, a predicted model, not a curated record
GUCCAGCUCGCCUCCCCGUCGGUCCCCGCGGCGGCGGCGGCUGCCCAGUGACAGCGGCGGCGGUGCCAGGCCGGCCGUGGUAGCGUAGGGUUGCGCGGCCUGGAAUCUCAGAGCCGGCCAAAGAGCGGCGCGACGUGAGGAAGGCCGAGCCGGGGCCGCGCGGGAAGAGACCUCGCGGGCGCGGAGCGAAAGGCCGGCGUGAGUGAGCGCGGAGACAGUGGCCGCCGGCGGCCCAACCCGUCUAUCCCCUCGGCCGCCGCCGGCAUGAGCCACAUCCAGAUCCCGCCGGGGCUCACGGAGCUGCUGCAGGGCUACACGGUGGAGGUGCUGCGACAGCAGCCGCCUGACCUCGUCGAAUUCGCUGUGGACUACUUUACCCGCCUGCGCGAGGCCCGCGCCCCGGCUUCAGUCCUGCCCGCCGCCACCCCACGCCAGAGCCCGGGCCACCCCCCGCCAGAACCUGGCCCGGACCGUGUCGCCGACGCCAAAGGGGACAGCGAGUCGGAGGAGGACGAGGACUUGGAAGUUCCAAUUCCUAGCAGAUUUAAUAGACGAGUAUCAGUCUGUGCUGAGACCUAUAACCCUGAUGAGGAAGAGGAAGAUACAGAUCCAAGGGUGAUUCAUCCUAAAACUGAUGAACAGAGAUGCAGACUUCAGGAAGCUUGCAAAGAUAUUCUCCUUUUCAAAAAUCUCGAUCAGGAACAACUUUCUCAAGUUCUUGAUGCCAUGUUUGAAAGGAUAGUCAAAGCUGAUGAGCAUGUCAUUGACCAAGGAGAUGAUGGAGACAACUUUUAUGUCAUAGAACGGGGAACUUAUGACAUUUUAGUAACAAAAGAUAAUCAAACCCGCUCUGUUGGUCAAUAUGACAACCGUGGCAGUUUUGGAGAACUAGCUCUGAUGUACAACACCCCGAGAGCUGCUACCAUUGUUGCUACCUCAGAAGGCUCCCUCUGGGGACUGGACCGGGUGACUUUUAGAAGAAUCAUAGUGAAAAAUAAUGCAAAAAAGAGGAAGAUGUUUGAAUCAUUUAUUGAGUCUGUGCCCCUCCUUAAAUCGCUAGAGGUGUCAGAACGAAUGAAGAUAGUGGAUGUAAUAGGAGAGAAGAUCUAUAAGGAUGGAGAACGCAUAAUCACUCAGGGUGAAAAGGCUGAUAGCUUUUACAUCAUAGAGUCUGGUGAAGUGAGCAUCUUGAUUAGAAGCAAGACUAAAUCAAACAAGGAUGGUGGGAACCAGGAGGUCGAGAUUGCCCGCUGCCAUAAGGGGCAGUACUUUGGAGAGCUUGCCCUGGUCACCAACAAACCCAGAGCUGCCUCAGCUUAUGCAGUUGGAGAUGUCAAAUGCUUAGUUAUGGAUGUACAAGCAUUCGAGAGGCUUCUGGGGCCCUGCAUGGACAUCAUGAAGAGGAACAUCUCACACUAUGAGGAACAGCUGGUGAAGAUGUUUGGCUCCAGCAUGGAUCUGGGCAACCUCGGGCAGUAGGUGUGCCAUACCCCAGAGCCUUCUUAGUGUGACACCAAAACCUUCCGGUCAGCCACAGAACACAUACAGAAAACAAACAUGACAGAACUGUUCCUGCUGUUGCCACCACUGCUGCCACUGCUGUGGUUAUGGGCAUUUAGAAAACUUGAAAGUCAGCACUAAAGGAUGGUCAGAGGUUCAACCCACACCUCCACUUUGCUUCUGAAAGCCCAUUAUUAGACCACUUGUAAAGAUUACUCCAACCCAGUUUUUACAUCUUUGGUUCAAAACAGCAUGUCUCUCCAACAAUUUAAGUGCCUGAUACAAAGUCCAAAGUAUAAACAUGCUCCUUUCCUCUCU